This is a messenger RNA of Myxocyprinus asiaticus (Chinese sucker), 996 nucleotides long. RefSeq names its product protein reprimo A-like. The record is from RefSeq and is a predicted model, not a curated record. The transcript has a single exon. Lineage: Eukaryota; Metazoa; Chordata; Actinopteri; Cypriniformes; Catostomidae. The coding region runs from base 200 to 511 and encodes 103 amino acids.
AUAUGCUUGAAUGAUGUACUCUACCGCAUAUCACAAAUCUAAACCAAAGCCUGUACCUACACUUUAACGACUUUUUAUGGCUCUUAAAAGGAACUUUAAACCAUUUGUUUUUGGUAGCGCACAAGUGACCUUGGCAAACCCAGGACCAUUUGGAAGUUUCAGAUAAUCAACACUAGUAAGCACUUGAAACAAACUCGAAAUGAAUGUCUCACACGGAUUACUGAAUCAGACUAUCUUUACGGCCAAGCAUCCAUUGGAAAGCGUGCGAAGAUGCUGCAACUUCUCGGUGAUCACGAGCGACGGCUUCGGUGCGCCGCUGCAGGAGGAACGCGACCAGUUCAUCAUGCGUUUGGUACAAAUAGCGGUUCUCUGUGUGCUCUCACUGACUGUCAUUUUCGGAAUCUUUUUCCUCGGCUGCAAUCUGCUCAUAAAGUCCGAGAGCAUGAUAAACCUGCUGGUGGAGGACCGCAGACCUUCAAAAGAUGCGGAAAUUAUCAUGAUUGCUGCGUGAGUGGAACAGACACUGAGUGUUCCAUAAUUCUCACUAAAUUGACUUGAAAGGCAGAAGUUGACGGAGCUUGUUGGUUUGAUUUCCUUGCUAACUGGAUGGAAUUUUUAUACUUUUGAUCUUGGACCUAUACUGUUGUCCUGUUGCAGACAUUGGGUGUUCUCCAGACCGCUUCAAGUCUGUUAAAUGUCUUGUGUCUUCACAUUCCUCAGUUUUCAGAAUUGUGAGAAAAACAUUCUUCAUAAAGGCAACUGAAAUCAUGAGCAGAGAAAGAUAAGACAUACAUGUACUUAUCCAUCUUGAAACAGCAGAUGGACAUGAAAAAUGUGAAAUUGUGAAGAAUGUCAAUUAUUUAAUUUAUUAUUAUUUUAUUGACAUUUUUUUGUCAAAUUUGUAUCUGAAGUGGCUGAAUUGAAAGGGGUUCCUUUGUUGUAUAACUUGCAUCUGGUGAUUCCAUUUGAUUAUUUCAUGGGUUUUAGAAAGAUCAU